AUGACUUCAACGAAUACAUCACGAUCCACCACCUUGAACCAAAUAGAGGGUCAAUCUACUAAUACUUCAUCGACGAUUCCAAAAUAUACAAGAUACACAAUUACAACUUCAGAAUGGCACUAUCUAAAAAUAAAAAUUAAUUUUGACCCACCAACAGAUCCAUUACCAACUAUAACAUCGUUGGCACUUCGUUCACUAAUCAGCAGAUCAUUAUCUGAAGCAUUUGGAGUCAUUGGAUCUGGUAUUCAUGUUGAUAUCCUGUAUUGGAGUGGUGAUGACUCUCAAAGUGAAGAGUAUAUUGGAGUGAUUAGAGUCCCAAGAGAGGACUUAACAACAUUAUGGAGCUCGCUUACAUUAUUUAAUGCAGCUUUAGAUGUUGGAGAUCAAAUUAGUAAAGAAAUUAAUUUUGAAGUUCUCGGAAACUCUGCUUUUUUAAUGGGAUUGUGCACAGAUAGUAGGGAAUGGACUAAAAAAUUAUUGAAUUCUUAA
Molecule: messenger RNA, 489 nt
Organism: Dentiscutata heterogama
Lineage: Eukaryota; Fungi; Glomeromycota; Glomeromycetes; Diversisporales; Gigasporaceae
Source: the annotation of a GenBank genome assembly